Molecule: messenger RNA, 1875 nt
Organism: Rubroshorea leprosula
Lineage: Eukaryota; Viridiplantae; Streptophyta; Magnoliopsida; Malvales; Dipterocarpaceae
Source: the annotation of a GenBank genome assembly
CAAAUAUGCAAAUUUUAUUCUAUCCAGCAAUCCUCCACCAAACACACUGCUAAUGACUUCAACAACUUUCUAGAAACACCUCGAUAUACCAAGUAAAAGAUAAUAGAAUUUUCAGCCAAAAGGCUGACUCAUGCAGAACUGAAAACAGAUUUUCAUUCUAUCCGUUAAGAACAUGCCAAAGGAAAAUCCAACCAUCAAAUGGCAAACAACUACAGAGCCCAACCAUUCUCAAUAACAAGUUAAUGAUUCACUUCAUCAACUUCAUAAGCUAUACAUAGAAUAGCAAGUCAGCAACAAAACACAUUAGUAAAAAUGAUAUACAACCUGAAGACAUUUGAAUGACAGAAAUGAUGCAUUUUUCUGUUAAGACCUUUAAAUGGAAGAAAAAAAAAAACCUUUUUAUGAAAAGAAAAGGAAAAAAAAAGGGAAGAGAAAAAUGAAUUUUGUAUCAUUCAAUCCUGAAACAAACGAUGAAAAAGAGAUAAUGAAACAGUUACCAGGCAACUAGUGUGGAAGGCAUCCAAAUAAGCAUCGUCCAAAGGCGAAUGCACGACCCUACUGCUUGCAUCCAAAAACCCAUCAACAAUGCUGCUCACGUUCUCACGUCCAAUCUCUUGUAUCAACUUUUCUUCAUCUGCUUCGUCACCGGCAUAUGGGUCGUCAGCUUCCUCAGAGUACUUAACAUUGCUUCUGUCCACUACCAUCCGUCUCUCUCCUCUCCCCCGUCCCUUCCCUCUUCUCCUUCUCCUUCCCCUUCCCCUUCCCCUUCCCCUUCCCCUUCCGCUCUUGCUCUCACCAUCCCACCAGCAUCCUUGCCAUCACCUGCACGCGAAAGGAUUCCCAUUGCCUUCUUCACAGCCUCUUCCUGGCUCAACUUAGGCUGAGCUGGGGAUGGGUCUGCGGCAGACGCAGACCUGGAAGGCUGCUGCCGGACCCGAAGAUGACGGUUUUCUUCCUUGACUUGCGCUGCAGGAUCAGAUUGCUUCAAAGGUUUCCCUCCUCCAGCGCCGGGUAAAACUGAGAGUAUGCUAGAUGGGAGAUUAGUUUCACUCGACUGAGUGGGUUUCGGCUUCACCGCUGCUUCAAUGGCGGAAUCAAAACCAUCGACAUCCUUUUUCGGGACGAAAGUAAGUUGCUUGAAUUGCCCAGUUAGUGACGACUCAUCAGCAGCAGAUGAUUCGCUGGCCACCCGGCCACGACCAGACCCAAAUUGAGGCUGCCUGACGGGGGAAACAAAGGAAGAAAAAGAUGGAAGAACUGGGUCAGACGGCCUACUACGGCCGCGACCAGGUCCAACUUGGGUUGGCUGCGGCGAGCCUUGCCCCGACUUAUCCGAUUCGGGUCGAGCAAAAUCAAACUGGGAAGGAGCUGGGGGAAAGCCACCACCUUAGCCGCGUCCACGGCCGGAGGUGGAGAAGGGGGAUGAUGAUUGGAGUAGAAAAGGAGUUUGGGUCAGCGAUCCAUUCUAGUGAUUGCUGGAAAUUUUCAUAGGACCUUCCUAUGAGACGCAGAUACUCAAAUCGAAGCUGAAACUUGAAGCUAGGGUUUUGGAUUUUGCAGACAGAAUGGAACGAACUUCUACGCUGGGGUUUUUUCGGAUAUCUUUCAGAGCACAACGACGCCGCUUAACAUAAACUAAAUAAAUAAAAAUGAUAAUUUAAAAAAAAAAUCAUCAAAAACAAUCUGCUAAGGGCGUGUUCUGCAAAACCCACCUGAAAGGCUGAAAUUAUUCCUUCCAAAUCGUCUGUAGUUCUGAAGGGAGAGUUUAAAGAGAGAAAGGGAUCAACUUUUUGCUUCUCUCUUGAACUGUCUCUCUGUCCUUCUCCUUGGACCAGUUUAGGGUUCUCAGUUUCAGUUCCAAGAUGGUCAGUUCUC